AUGAACACUGUCAAGUCUUUCUGGCUGGGCUGGGGCUCUCUGUGUGUUGCCGGCGCCGGCGCAUACGUCGUCGCCAAACGAAGCAUCAAUGCCGACCGCCAGGCCCGCCUCGAGGAGCAGCGCAAGAAGAAGUCCAUGAUUGAGUCCCUCGAGUAUUCUCAGAACGUCCCGUCUCACCCGGGCUCUGCCUCCGCCAUGGGUGGCUCUCGCACUCGAACCGACGAUCAGAAGGAGCGCCCGAGGCAGGAGGAGGACCGCGUCGACCAUGCCUUCCGGCCAAGCCUGGAGAUGGCCGCCAAAGAGGUGACGCCGACCGAGCCUCUAUCUGACAAAGAGUAUAACCGGCUCUACGGCAAGAGCAAGUACGAGAGCUCUACUCCUUUCAGGAGCACAAAAGGGGACCGCUUUUCCUAG
Diaporthe citri is the source of this 414-nucleotide messenger RNA. RefSeq lists its product as uncharacterized. The coding region runs from base 1 to 414 and encodes 137 amino acids. The transcript is spliced from 4 exons. NCBI's taxonomy places the organism in Eukaryota, Fungi, Ascomycota, Sordariomycetes, Diaporthales, Diaporthaceae. The record is from RefSeq and is a predicted model, not a curated record.